This is a messenger RNA of Trichomonas vaginalis G3, 441 nucleotides long. RefSeq lists its product as uncharacterized. The transcript has a single exon. NCBI's taxonomy places the organism in Eukaryota, Parabasalia, Trichomonadida, Trichomonadidae. The coding region runs from base 1 to 441 and encodes 146 amino acids. The record is from RefSeq and is a predicted model, not a curated record.
AUGACACAACACUUGUCAGCAGAAAUCUCAGAACGCGACAUCACUCUUGAUGACAAAGUUGAAGAAGAACGUACACAGAUCAUUACAAACAUGAAGAGCAAAUUCGAAGACGAAAAGUCACAAAUGAACGAAGAAAUCAAGAACCUUAAAUCCAAACAAGUUGAAUUACAGAGUGAAGCCAACAAAUUGAACCGAACAAUUUCGGAACUUACAGCUGAAAACGAUAAACUUAAAUCGGAAAUCACAAAUCAACAGAAAGAAUUUGAUACUUAUAAAUCAACAACAGAAGAACGUUUUGAUAAAGAGAAGAACGAAAUGAAGAACCAUUACGACGCAACAAUCAAAGCUCUUGGACAACGAUGCAGCGAACUUAGUGAAGAUAUUGCUAAUUUUGCAGAAGAAUUAACACAAAGCGAAGUUAAAUAUUUAAAUAUUGACUGA